AUGGGAAUGAUGGCGCCUCUGUCCAGGCACUCUAUACCAGGGCGACCGUCAAGAUCUCAGUUGAAAUCAUCUUUGAAAUCGUCGCGCAGCGCCGUGGACUCCCAAGAGGGCCCUCCGUUAAAGAAGCGCAAGUACGUCCCCGGGGGACCAGGAGGUGGUGGAAGGUUUAUCGAGGUCGACAUCGCGCAGCAGGAGACGACGCCAAAGAAGAAAUCCAGCACACCACGGCACCAUUCCACAAGCGCGCGAGGCCGGCCGAUCGAGCAGCCAACCCUCGCCCCUCCACCACCGCCUCCCGUACCAACUACACCACCCUCCGUGACGCGCCCGAGGCGAGACAAGAGAGAGAAUCGGGGCCGCUUCACUUCAUCCACAGCCGCUGUGCUGGCUCUGCAACAAGGCGAUGGAUACAAGCCGCGAGAGGAGCGGGGUUGGGAGGAGUUCCACCCCGAUCUAGACAUCGAUGGCAAGCUUGCUGUGUUCACUUCUGAUGAGGUAGACACGGUUGAUCCCGCUGCCAAUACCUUGAGCCUAGAAUCGAUUUCGGGCGCCAGUGUCCAGGAAAAUUCUGGUACACCCGUUCUCUAUUCUGCCGAUAUGGCGUCUCCGAUACCUUUCAAGCGCAAACCUGGGCGCCCGCCGCGCCGCCCCGAGGCCAUUCUCAAUGCUUUGCUUGCACAACAAGGACCGAAGGUGAUACCUCCUCCGGGUCCAAACCCUCGUGAGAGGUUGACGCUGCCGAAACCGUCCUUCCGAUUGAAGGAUCCAUUCACCUUUUAUGAAAAGAAGGGCGUUGGCCAGCAGAACUACGUGGAUCGAACGAUGGCCAACGUAGGAUAUCAGGAGAGUGACUUGUUUCUUCGUCAUGAUAGGCGUUUCAUCCGCAUGACCGAGGGCGCGCAAGAAGACGACAUGGAUAUCAUUCAGCCCGCCGUGACAGAUGGCGAUGUCAAUGCAAUUACCGGGCGAGUGGAGUAUGACAUGGAUGAGCAGGACGAGAAAUGGCUGGAUGACUUGAAUUCCAAGCGCAGAGAUGAUCAGCUGGAGCCCAUCAAGCCUGCCAUAUUUGAGAUCACCAUGACCAAGAUCGAGAAGGAGUGGCAUGCACUGGAGAAGCGGAUUCCGAAGCCAAAUCCUAAGCCGCCGCAGACCCAUCGCCCACGCUCCAGCUCUGCCGCUGCGGUAAAUGGUGAAACUGCCGGGCCUGGCGAAGAGCAGGACAGUAAAUGUGCUAUCUGCGAUGAUGGCGACUGCGAAAACUCCAAUGCGAUCGUCUUCUGUGAUGGCUGUGACUUGGCCGUUCACCAAGAGUGCUAUGGCGUUCCCUUCAUUCCGGAGGGUCAGUGGCUAUGCCGCAAGUGUCAGCUUCUGGGCAGGGGAACCACCAACUGCAUCUUUUGUCCGAACACCGAGGGCGCUUUCAAGCAGACCACGUCGUCUAAAUGGGCUCAUCUCCUUUGCUCCAUUUGGAUCCCGGAGGUGUCUAUCGGGAACCCGUCUUUGAUGGAGCCGGUCACCGAUGUUGAGAAAGUGCCACGGAGCCGCUGGAAGUUGCUCUGCUAUAUCUGCAAGCAAAGGAUGGGUGCCUCGAUCCAAUGCAGCAACAAGAAUUGCUUUGUUGCAUUCCAUGUGUCAUGCGCCCGCCGGGCUCAGCUGUAUCUCAAGAUGAAAAUUGGCCAUGGGCUUAUGGACUCACAUCUCCUAAAGGCCUUUUGUGAUAAGCAUGUGCCUCCAGAUUGGCGAUUGGAGCACGGCACUGAUGCUGCCACUGCCGAUGCAAUUGAAUACUAUCGGAACACCAUGCAAGGUAGACGGUGGGGUGAUAGCCAGGCUGCGGCGUUGUCAUUGGGACCCUCACACGCUGAAGAUGGUGAAGAAGAGCGGACCCUCACCCCUCGCAUCACACUGACAGUCGGCGGAAACAAACGGAAACGUGGUCCGAAGACCAUCUGGAAACUGCCUUCUGGUGCCCCCGUUAUCCCUCAGGUUGUUUUGAACUCUGUUGUUGCAGCUCUUGGAAGGUUCACCGUCCGCGGCCGCAAGCAGUAUGCCGAGGAGGCGUGCAAGUACUGGACCCUGAAGCGAGAGGCGAGACGAGGUGCUGCACUCUUGAAGCGGCUGCAAUUGCAGCUUGAGACCUUCUCCUCCAUGGAGAUGACACGCAGAGACUACGUGGCAAUGGGUGUGACUGGUCACAAGCGCCUCCAGCGCCGCAUUGAAUUCGGCGAACGGCUCUUCAAGGACCUUGACCGACUGAGGAUGCUGUGCGAUGAAGUGAAGAAGCGCGAAAAGGAAAAGCUCAAGGAUGCGGAGACGCUUCGCAGCAUCGUUGACAUUGUCUAUUUCCCUAUUUUCCCAUUACUCUGGCCCAUCUUUGAGAAAGCGCAAGUUCUGGACAGUAAGGGUACAUUUACUGCUGGCAUGCUCUCAAUCCGGAAGCGGCUUGAAGAACGGUUCUAUCCAUCAGUUGCGUCAUUCUCUGCCGAUUUGGCAAGCCUAUUCACUUCGGAGAUUGGCGUCGCUCCUGCUGGGGAUACUGCGGCGCUGCAAGAGCAGAUUAGUGGACGUGCUCCCGAGCUCACUUUGGAGCAGCGUGAGAAGCGAAAGCUGGCCAAGAGAAUCAUCAAGGCUAUCCAGCCAGCUUUGGAGGAUGCGAUUCGGAAGGAGAGCGAGUUGAACCGCAAACCAUUCGAGAAAGAGCUUAAGGAGCUUGACGUGAUCCUCGACCACAGCGUGAUGUCCCGUCGAGAUUCUAUUGAAUUCGAAGGGGAGACCGAGCUUGAAGUUGGCGAGCCUGAUACCAGAUCCGAGCCCAUGGAAGGUGUUGAAUCUUCAGGGGAAACCACAGAGGCACCGGCGGGCUCUCAGCCGGCCGACGACACUAACGCCGGUGAGGAACUUACUCUCGAGGCUACUGGCGAAGAGGCCGCUCCUGCCAAUGAAAGCAAGCCUAAUAUCAAUGUAACCUAUCACCGCCACCCGACCCCAGUGUUGACCGAAGAGGACCAGCAGCUGCCGUUGGCACAGGGCGGCAUUCAAUGGUACAUGCAGCCCUUUGACCCCAUCGGCACAACUAUUCACGAGGAGCGCUGGACAGGACGAGAUGUUAUGCGUGGGAUGAGCGAGGAGCUGAGUGAAUUGGACGAGGACGAACUGAAGGAUCUGGUCGAUGAUGAAUUGGACCCGACUGCAAGGAAUGCACCAGCAAACGCAAGCAGAGCACAGAAGGAUGUCCGGCGGACACGUCGCGGGCGCUUCAAGUAA
Penicillium canariense is the source of this 3264-nucleotide messenger RNA. RefSeq names its product putative PHD finger domain protein. The record is from RefSeq and is a predicted model, not a curated record. Gene Ontology annotation, biological process: regulation of transcription by RNA polymerase II. NCBI's taxonomy places the organism in Eukaryota, Fungi, Ascomycota, Eurotiomycetes, Eurotiales, Aspergillaceae. The coding region runs from base 1 to 3264 and encodes 1087 amino acids. The transcript is spliced from 2 exons.